This is a messenger RNA of Gracilinanus agilis (Agile Gracile Mouse Opossum), 5762 nucleotides long. It is a transcript of the gene NLRC5, whose product is annotated as NLR family CARD domain containing 5. The record is from RefSeq and is a predicted model, not a curated record. The transcript has 45 exons. Bases 1 to 5724 code for a protein of 1907 amino acids. Gene Ontology annotation, molecular function: protein binding. Lineage: Eukaryota; Metazoa; Chordata; Mammalia; Didelphimorphia; Didelphidae.
AUGGACUCCUUAGGCAUGCAGGAGGAUGUGGAAAGCCUGCAUCACCACCUGGUGGGGCUGCUCAGUGAGGACUUUGAAUGGCUGAUCUCAAAGGCCAAGUUCUAUCUGCCUGGCCUAGACCUGGCUCCAGUAGACAAGGUUCCAGACCUCACCCAAAAAGUCUCCUUGCUCCUCAGCCAUCUGGGAUCUCAUGGCCCCUCUAUAUGGCGAUCAUUCAUCAAUUGUGUCUGCAUGGAACAUAAUAUGCCUCUAUAUCUGGAGACCACGUUGAUGAGUGUCUGGGGUACAAGCAAUGGUAAGUACUCUAGAAUGGCUGAGCUCAAAGGGAAGGGCCCUAUUAUUCACGAUGUCACCCUGAAAGGAACCUCACAUGAAUGGAGGCAGGCCCAGUAUAAUGGAAAGAACCCUAGAUUUCAAAUCAGGCAAGAGAACCAGGUGUUAGGUACCAACUCUGCUACUGAUCAUCUGCGUAACAAGGCUCCGAACCAGAAUAGUUACCUCCAGAACAGCGAAGAUACACUCGCCAAGUCCCAGCUCCUUCAUUCAGGCCUCAAGAGACCAUCUCCUGAGAAAGGCUCCUCACCUCGUCGAAAAUGGCCCAGGCAGCAGCAACUAGAAUCAGCCAGAAGGUAUGAGAGGCUCCUGAGGGCUUAUCUCCAGCAGAGAUAUGGGAGUGCACAAACAAGAGCUGCCAUGCCCAGGCAAGGACGGCCAUUCUCAUUCAGCCAGACUUAUGUGGAGCCAGUUGUACGUCGGGGCAAGGUAGCCUGGCUGAAGGAGAACCCAGAGAAAACACAGGGUGAUGCUUCUGAGGGAGAGGAUGGGGCUAACUUGAAGGUGCAAGACUUAUUCAAGAGCCAUUCAGGCACAGGCACCAAGGUAAUAGUCGUGCUUGGGAAGCCAGGGGCAGGAAAGAGCAUGUUGAUGCAUCGAAUCUGCCAGAAGUGGGCAGAUGGUGAGCUGGACCAGUUCAGUAAGGUCUUCAUCUUUGAAUUUCGCCAGCUUAACCUAGUGAAGCAGGAACUAACCCUUCUGCAGCUCCUCUUUGAGUUAUACCUGAGCCCAGAGGAUGAGCCAGGUGCCAUCUUCCAUCAUCUGCAGGAGAAUGCCCAUCGAGUUCUGCUAGUCUUUGAUGGACUGGAUGAAUUCCUCUUCCCCUGGCCUAAUAAAGGCUCUAAAGUUGACCUAGACCCUACCCAGCCUCUGACUGUCUCCACACUAUUCUCUAGCCUCUGUAAUGGAUCUCUCUUGCCAGGCUGCUGGGUGGUAACCACUUCCCGCCCCGGGAAGAUCCCACCUUUCUUGCUGACUACAGCCACAUCAGUGUUUGAGGUCUGGGGCUUUGACUGGCCGCAGAUCGAGAAGUACGUCAGCAACUUCUUCCAUGGACUACCCUCCGGGAACAAGGCCCUCACCCAGCUCAGGGACAAUGCCCGGCUCCAGAGCCUGUGCUCUGUCCCAGCUCUGUGCUGUAUCAUCUGCAUUUGUCUCUAUCACCUCUUGCUCCAGGGAAAUACUAUGAACUUCCCAACAACAGUCACCCAAUUCUAUAUGCAAAUGCUCCAUAUCUUUGUCAAUCGAAAGCAGGGGGCCUGUGGGGACAAGGACACCUGGCUAAGCAAGAACUCCCAGGCUGUUCUGGGUCUUGGUGAAUUAGCCCUUACGGGGCUAAAGACCAUGCAAGUAGUAUUCUACCCAAGUGAUAUUCCUGAACAGGUGCUGGCCUUCGCAGCAACUUACAACCUACUGUCCUCCUUCAGGGUAAAGACAGGAAUCAGUCAGCAAGAGACAUGCUAUGCCUUUGUCCACCUCAGCCUACAAGAGUUCUUUGCAGCCCUGUAUCUGAUGGUGAGCCCCACCAUAGGUGAGCCUGAGCUGCGCCACCACUUUUUCCUCAAGUCCAAAUGGUCCCUGAGGACUGAAGCCAAGACAGAACUCUUGGAUCGAUUCCAUACCUUUUUGUCGGGCUUCUCUUCCCAAACCUACCAGGCUUUCCUGAGUCAGCUGUCACAACAGGGUGAAGCCUGGAUUGGUACCAAGCAGGCAGCCAUCCGACAGGUGUUACAAAGGUUGGCAGCCCGAAGCCUAACAGGUCCCAAAAUGAUAGAGCUGUGCCACUGUGUGGUGGAGACCCAGGACCCUGAGCUGGUUAAGCAGGCUAGCAAGCACCUUCCUUUCAGUCUGGAUUUCCAUAAUUUCCCUCUGACCCACACCGAUUUGGCGGCACUGACCUCUCUCAUCAACCAUGCUCCUACAUCUGUCCAUCUCGUUUUUUCUGGCUGUUCUUUGGAACCUCGGUGUCUCGAUGCUCUUGCUGACUGUGAGAAGAUUGAGAGUCUCAGUGUUAGAAGCCGGAAGUGCAGAGAUGCUUUUGCCAAAGCCCUUUCCAGGACGUUGCCAACAAUGGGAAAACUGAAGAAAUUGGAGUUAACUGGAAAUAACAUCUCAGUUGGGGGUAUUGAUCACCUGGUACAAGCGUUUACAGACUGUCUUCAACUGGAAGAGAUUAAUUACCUAUCUCCUCUGAGCUUGGCAGUGUGCUCUGAGAUUCACAAUAAGGAGGAUCCCAAGAUUAGUCAGCCUCGAGGUAAUGAUGUGUCCUGUUUCAGUUUGCAGGACAAUAGAUUGAAUGAUCCUGCAUGUCUAAGAGUCAUCGAGUCACUCCACAACAUGCAACAGUUACAGAAAAUUGACUUAAGCCGAAAUUCAGUCUCUGUCCAGACAGUCCUUGCCUUGGUAAAGAAAGCAAUUUCUUACCCACAGAUCACCACCUUGGAGAUUAGAUCCCAGAAGGAGAAGAAAAAUGAGCCCCAAGAUAAGGUGGUGACUCAGGACAGAAACCUAAUAUUCAGGCUUCAGAAAUGUAACCUUGCUGUCCACCAUGCAAAGGAAAUUGCUGAGAUGCUCAAGCACAGGCCCUUCCUGGAAGAAGUGGAUUUAUCAGGGAACCGACUGGAAGAUGAAGGAUGCCAAAAACUAGCCAAGAUCCUGCCUGAUUUGCAAAUCACCAAACAGUUUAACAUCAGUGAUAAUGGGCUCUCUCAGACCAGUGUAUAUUGCUUGCUGACAUCAGCCAACGCCUGCAAGAAUGUGGUGGAGCUAGAUAUCAGCCUGAAGAACAAAACUGCCAUCCUCAAAUUUGCUGAAGAUCAGGAGCAGGAUCAAACCCAAUCCAGUGUGGACUGUAUCUGUCUAUUCCAGCUUAUAGCAUCAGAGGGUACCUGCUAUAAGAGCUACAGUUUCAGUCACUCAGCUAUCCAAGAACAGCCCCGAGCUGCCAUCUCCUUCUGCCAGGGUGAUCAGAGUGAGGAGUUAGAGACCUAUGGUUUUGUCAUUGUUCUCUACAGACUAAGACACUGUGGUUUCCACUCCAAGGACCUUGAGAAGCUGUGUGGGGAGCUGAGCAAUUGCAGCCAUCUUGACUUAUCCAACAACUGUUUGGGCAGCAAAGGCAUUGAGAAACUGACUCACUUCCUCCCAGGCCUGAGAUCCCUGCAGUUGCUGACUUUGAAUGAGAAUAGAGCAUCUUUGGAAGCUGUGUUCUGCUUAGCCUCAACCUUCUCUAACCUGGAGUGGAUCUAUGAGGUAGAUAUCAGUCUCCGAGAGUGUAAAAUGGAUCCACCAGACCUGAAGAAGCUGCUCCAGAUUCUGAAGACAUGUUGGGGAUGUCUAGAGAUCAAAUUCUCCCAUGUUAUUAUGAGUGAUCAGAGCAUUGAGGAAUUACUGGACCACCUACCCCAGCUCCAUAGUCUGAACCUAUUACAAUUCAGUCAGACCACUUUGUCUCUAAAGAGCACCUUCUUGCUGGCCAGUGCUGUUAGCCUAUGUAAACAAAUUCAAAAGGUGGAAGUCAGGUCCAGGGAGUUUGCUUGCCUGUACUUUACUCCUGGCAAGAGGAAAGGAGUAUCCUGUGGGCUCACAGGUCAUUGCAUCAGCCAAGUGGAUAUAAAGCAACUGUGCUGGACUCUAGGACAGUGCAAAGAUCUGAGUCACCUUGAUCUGUCAGGAAACUUGCUGGGUGAUGAAGGACUCAAAUAUCUUCUGGAGCAUUUACCUCAGAUAAAUCUCUCUGGCUCACUCAACCUAAGCCACAAUGAUAUCUCUUGGGAGGGUGCUCUGCGCUUCAUCACUGCUCUUUCUGCCUACAGACAGGUCCAUGAAGUCUCAGUGAGCCUAGACCCGGAGCAGAGGUUUCUGAUACAGUUCACAGAACACCCAGAAGCCAGAAAGACCCUGAGGCUGACCAGAUUCAACUUCCAGCAGGAGGACAUCGCCAAACUGGCCACCCUGGUGGGGCAAGUGCCAAAACUGACUGACCUCAUUGUUGAAGAGCCAUGGGUGGCCAAAACCAGUGUCACCUCAUUGCUGGAGGCAGGCAUCCAUACUUCAGGCAAUAUCACCAAGAUAAGCAUCUCCAGGCAAGAACUCCUCCUCCAAAUUGAGGAAGUGUUUCCCCAGGAGACAGAGAAUUCUGGAGUUACGACUUUCAGACUCUCUCAGUAUGAACUAGGAUCCAGCCAAACUCUUGUCAUCAGAUGGGUGGUUGAGAAGUACAUGAAGCUACAAGAGCUUAGCUGGUCCCAGGUUCACCUAUGUGAUAACAGCACCGAGCUGCUCAAGAUUCUGCUUCUAUCUCUCCUUGAAUUGAAGAAAUUCAGGCUGACAGACAGCAACAUGAGCCCUGUGGGGGUGUGCCAGGUGGCAUCUGGACUGAGUCAUUGCCAUACUGUAGAAGAACUAGAUCUAUCCAAUAAUGAGUUCAGUGUGGAAGGCACCAGGGUGCUAAUGGGAGCUCUGGAAGGGAAGUGCCAACUUAAGAGUCUGAACCUCAGUUCCCUGCGACUGGAUGAGAUGGCCUUGGAUGUACUCUCUCAGAAACUUCAGAAAAUGCCCCUCCUGCAAAAACUUGAUUUGAGCAAUAGUGGCCUCAGCAGCAUCAGUUGCUCCUGCCUAUCAGAUUCCCUCAGGAAUGCCACCAACCUAGAAGAUCUGCACUUGAGCCACAACAAGAUAGAAGAUGCUGGGGUGCAGUUUUUGGCAGCUAUCCUGCCCAGCUUGCCACAACUCAGAAAGAUUGACCUCUCGUGCAACUGCAUCAGCCCAGCAGGAGGCAAGAGGCUAGCUGAGGCACUGGCACUGUGUCACAGAGUGGAGGAGUUACAUUUAGGGGCCAAUGCAAUGGGGGACCUGAUGGCAAUGGAGUUGGCCCAGAAUCUUCCAGGGCACCUGAAGGUUUUGUACCUUGGUUUCAACCACAUUGGCCUCGAGGGGACCCUGAGCCUGGGCCAGGCCCUUGCCAGAUGCCACUGCAUAGAAGAGAUCAGCUUGGCAGGGAACAUCUUUGCCGGAGGAUUUCUCCCCCUCUCAAAGGGGCUCCUGAAGCUCAGAAAGAUUGACCUCACAUCCUGCAAAAUUAAUGACCAGAUGGCCAAACCUCUUGCCAGCAGAUUGGUUCUCUGUCAUGACCUUGAAGAGAUCUUGUUGGCCUGGAAUUCUCUUGGGAAUGAAGGGGCCACUGAGCUAGCCCAUAUUCUGCCUCAGAUGAACCAGUUGAAGAAAUUGGAUUUGGAGGGCAAUCAAAUCGGUUCCCUGGGAGCACAGUUACUGGCAAAAGGGCUGGCUGAAGGUCCUGGAAUUCAAGUCAUAUGCCUGUGGAAGAACCCAGUUCCUAAGGACACAGCCCAGUUUCUCCAACAGCAGGAUCCUAGACUGAACUUCUCCUAACCAACCCAAAUGGAGGCCCAGAACUCCUCCCUCAAGCU